Messenger RNA from Brassica napus (rape), 979 nucleotides. RefSeq names its product heterogeneous nuclear ribonucleoprotein H2-like. Gene Ontology annotation, molecular function: RNA binding. The transcript is spliced from 2 exons. The record is from RefSeq and is a predicted model, not a curated record. NCBI's taxonomy places the organism in Eukaryota, Viridiplantae, Streptophyta, Magnoliopsida, Brassicales, Brassicaceae. Bases 110 to 811 code for a protein of 233 amino acids. Gene Ontology annotation, cellular component: ribonucleoprotein complex.
UCUUUGUAUUGUGUUUCAAAAAAAAAAAAAAAAAAAAAAAAAAGGAUUCUUUGUAUUGACGACGAACCAACAAUCGAGGUUGAGGCUAGACCUUGGCAUAGAGCAGCUCAUGUACGGAUCUAGAGGGGUCAUGUUUGGGAGUGGGGUGGGCUCAAAGAGACAAAGAAUGAUGCAAUCAAAUCCUCCUUAUGGCGGAUUCCCUGUGGUUCGCCUCCGUGGUCUUCCCUUCAACUGCGCUGACGUGGACAUCUUCAAGUUCUUUGCCGGCCUCGACAUUGUCGAUGUCUUGCUCGUCAGCAAAAACGGCAAAUCCUCCGGGGAGGCCUUUGUCGUCUUUGCAGGUCCAAUGCAAGUGGAGAUUGCGCUGCAGAGGGACAGGCAGAACAUGGGUAGGAGAUACGUUGAAGUUUUCCGCUGCUACAAGCAGGAUUACUACAACGCCGUCGCCGCUGAGGAGGAGGAGGGAGCAUAUGAAAACAACGAGGUGCAUGUUAGAGCAAAGAGUUGUAGCGAGAGCAAAGAGAAGCUCGAGUACACUGAGGUUUUGAAGAUGCGAGGCCUCCCGUACUCUGCCAACAAGCCUCAAAUCGUAGAGUUUUUCAGCGGGUACAAGGUUAUUGAAGGAAGGGUGCAUGUUGUGUGUCGACCUGAUGGUAAAGCCACGGGUGAGGCCUUUGUGGAGUUUGAGACAGCUGAGGAGGCGAGGAGGGCGAUGGCUAAGGACAAAAUGUCCAUUGGGCCAAGGUACGUGGAGCUUUUUCCAACUACUCGUGAAGAGGCUCGAAGAGCUGAGUCGAGGUCUAGGCAAUGAUGACUUUGUCCUUCAUUGUGAUGUAUCAUUAUAUAUAUCCUGUGGACUAAUUUUGCUUAGGUAAAACCGAAAAUGUUCAUCUGUGGAAUAAAAAGACCUUGACAUAUUGUUUUUUUCUUCUUAUAAUACCUUAUCAAAUUGGCCUUAUUAUGUUAAUGCCUGUUUUUA